Protopolystoma xenopodis is the source of this 282-nucleotide messenger RNA. The record is from the annotation of a GenBank genome assembly. NCBI's taxonomy places the organism in Eukaryota, Metazoa, Platyhelminthes, Monogenea, Polystomatidea, Polystomatidae.
AUGGAUCGUACGAAUUUUUCGAAGUGGAUAAACGGAACGUACGAAUUCUUCGAAUCGUACGAAUUUCCUUCGAAGUAUUUGGCCGUGGGUUCGGGCUUGGAGGUUCGCCCCGAAUUUCACGAAGGCCUGCGGAUGUCAGUUGGAUGGGAGGAAGAUGGAUGUCCCGGAUGGAGCCAUUUCCUGCUCAUGUGUGAUCCUGGAUCAUGGAUCUGGAAGAGGAGAACCUGGAGGAUGGAUUCUUCUGUGUUUGCUACAGCUCUUCUAUGGACUCCUGCAGAGUGA